Molecule: messenger RNA, 1266 nt
Organism: Aspergillus clavatus NRRL 1
Lineage: Eukaryota; Fungi; Ascomycota; Eurotiomycetes; Eurotiales; Aspergillaceae
Product: dolichyl-phosphate beta-glucosyltransferase
Exons: 3
Coding region: 1-1266 (421 amino acids)
Cellular component (GO): endoplasmic reticulum membrane
Source: RefSeq, a predicted model, not a curated record
AUGGCCGAGGAAUCAUGGAUCGGGACCUGUGUCCGGUGCACUGAGCUUCUGGCCAGCGUGCCUCUGCCUGUUCUCCUUGUUACCAUCUCCGCGACCCUGCUGGGCGCGUUCGUUCUUUUCUACACUAUCUUAUACCUUGUCGCGCCGACCCCCCGAAAAUCAUUGCCGGAGGAGAAACAAUACCGCACCCUCUCGAAGGAUGGAGCAAUCACCCACCCCGACGCGUUACCCUGCUGGCAAGACGCCCUGGAGUCCCAGAAACAGCCUGGCCGCAUCCUCGACCACUCACAUAUGGAGGAGGCCGAGAUCUUCAUGUCCCUGGUCGUCCCGGCCUACAACGAGGAGGACCGGCUCACCGGCAUGCUGGAAGAAGCAGUUAACUAUUUGGAGAAGAUGUACGGAACGCUCGGAGUGUCAGCAACCACUUCCAAUGGGACAGUGGCGGAUGCUGUACGCCAGCGGAAACCCGCCAAUGGGCACACGAACGGGCACACGCCCAAGUCCAAGUCCAACGGCGCGGUCCCCGCGGGCAAGGGCUGGGAGAUUAUCAUUGUGUCGGACGGGUCGAAGGAUCGGACAGAGGAGGUGGCGUUUGCGUUCGCGCGCGACCAUCAGCUCUCGUUGCAUCCGAAGGGGUAUGCGGGGCCUUGGACCCCGACACCGCAUGAGGGCGUGCAUAUCCCACCCGGCACGAUCAGGGUGGUCACGCUGACGGAGAACCGGGGCAAGGGGGGCGCGGUUACGCAUGGCAUGCGGCAUGUGCGCGGGGAGUAUGUGGUGUUUGCGGAUGCGGAUGGAGCCAGCAAGUUUGAGGAUCUGGGGAAGUUAGUUACUGCGUGUCGGGGCAUCGAGGAUGCGGAUGGACGUGGAGUCGCGGUGGGAUCGCGCGCACAUAUGGUUGGGAGUGAAGCGGUUGUUAAGCGGUCGAAACUACGCAACUUCCUUAUGCAUUCCUUCCAUCUGAUCCUGUGGCUGAUGACGCCCCCGAAGACGGCGACUAUCAAAGAUACCCAGUGUGGAUUCAAGCUCUUCUCGAGGAGCUCCCUGCCAUACAUCAUCCCCUAUAUGCACUCGGAAGGAUGGAUCUUCGACGUUGAGAUGCUCAUGCUUGCCGAGUUCUCUGAUAUCCCAGUUGCAGAGGUGCCUGUAGGCUGGAGGGAGGUCAAAGGCAGCAAGUUGAACGUCAUCCGCGAUAGCAUCGGUAUGGCAUGGGGUCUGGCGGUGCUGCGCGCAGCAUGGACAUUGGGUGUCUACAGACGGACAUGA